CCCCCAAUUGAACGAUUUCGUUAACUUCACGCGCUUGCAGACAUCCUUCCAGUGAAUGAGGACGAGGAGGAGGAGGUGUUGCUGUGAAUGGUCUGACAAUGGUGACCCGGCAUCAAAGAGACAUUAAACCUCAUCGCCAUUCCCAGAACUCCAUUAAUUUACCAUGCGAUGCUCCAAUAACUUCAAGCGCUUGCUCUUGUUUAUGAUAGUCCUUCCGUUUUGCUCCAGCAGCGACACCCUAGGAAGCACAGUAAGCAGGAUCACGUACCCAGGAACAAACACACUCGUGUCCGCCGGCAAGUGGUUCGAGCUCGGCUUCUUCUCUCCGAACAGGAUCUCCAACUCGAGGAGUUACGUCGGAAUAUGGUGUUACAGGUCGGACACUCUGAUCGUCGCCUGGGUGGCCAACCGUAGUGCCCCGGUUGUUGGCGGCACAGCAUCAUUUGGCCUCCUGAACGGCGACCUGCAGCUGUGGAACGACGGACAACUGAUCUGGUCGACCAAUGCCACGAGUUCAAACUCUUCGACCCGGUUUGCAAAGCUUCUUGAUACAGGGAAUCUAGUGCUGACGGAAGAUGACGGAAGCAAUAGCCCUCUGUGGCAGAGCUUUGAUCUGCCGACCAAUACGUUCCUUCCUGGGAUGCGGAUGACCGACGACUUCAAGUUGACUUCUUGGGCAAGCCAGGAUGACCCGAAAGAGGGCAACUUCACCUUCCGGCGGGAUCAAGAAGGCGACACCAGAGACUACGACGUGAUUCGGGGCGUGACUCCUUACUGGAAAAGUGGGGUCUAUGGGAACUUCAUACCACCCGAUCGGAUGUUUCAAGUCAUCUCUUCCUUGCUCUCUAAAAGCACAACGGAUAAUCAGAGUUUGGCCGAAAACUACUGGUUGGUCAUGAACAAUGACGGCCAGAUUCAGUACUUCAAGCAGGUAAACGAAUCGAAGCCGUUUUGGUUCCAGCCGGCGAGCCGGUGUAGCGUGUUCAAUGCGUGCCCCAAGUUCCAGAGCUGCAACGAUAAGAAUGGCAAUAAGACCAUGUGCAAGUGCUUGCCGGGGUUCAAGCUGCGUUCUGGGGGGUGCCUUGGGAAAUCACAGAUGUUUGAGCGGACCAGUGAUUUCUUGAGUCUGAAGAUGAUGAAGACUGGGAAUCCAGGAAUCCAGACAGUCGGCAGACCGCAAGGAGCGAUGCAGGCAAAAGUGCAUCGACGAUGGAAAAUGCCAGGCUUACUCUUACUCGUUCGAGGAGCAUCAGCGUAGAGGGCGGCAAGUUGACAUGCUAUGCUUGGUCAAAAGAUCUAGACAAUAUGCAGGAGCUUGCGCAAGAUGGUCACAGCCUCUAUGUUCGAGUCCCGCUUUCAAACAUAGGAUGUAGUAGCAGGAGCUGUGGUACUUGUGGCACUAAUUUAGUCCCCUACCCUUUAAGCACUAGACAAAACUGUGGCGAUCCGUUAUACUCUGCAUUUCACUGCAACAGCGCAACUGACCAGCUUUACUUUGAAUGGCACAAAAGUGACUACAGAGUCACUAACAUCAGUCCAGAAGAUUGAACAUUUACCAUCCAAGUCAAUUCAACCAAUUGCACAAGUGGCGGUCUGAUGGAAAUCAAUCAGCAGCCUAACCAGUCCUUGCCAUUUAGUGUGAGUAGCAGGUGUUAAGACUUCAGC
Molecule: messenger RNA, 1665 nt
Organism: Eucalyptus grandis
Lineage: Eukaryota; Viridiplantae; Streptophyta; Magnoliopsida; Myrtales; Myrtaceae
Product: G-type lectin S-receptor-like serine/threonine-protein kinase At4g03230
Exons: 2
Coding region: 164-1258 (364 amino acids)
Biological process (GO): recognition of pollen
Source: RefSeq, a predicted model, not a curated record